Molecule: messenger RNA, 543 nt
Organism: Desarmillaria tabescens
Lineage: Eukaryota; Fungi; Basidiomycota; Agaricomycetes; Agaricales; Physalacriaceae
Exons: 1
Source: RefSeq, a predicted model, not a curated record
CUCGGAACAUCAUACUCCCUAGAGACCCCAUCCCUCUCCUCCCUUCUUGAAGGGUGUAUCUCGAAGAAUUAUGACUUUGGUACUGUGUACGGCCGCCUUCGCCAGGUAUGGUACACUGAAGAUUGCAGUACCAUCCCAGAAGAACUAUGCAGAUGUGAACAGAAGGACUACGAGCUGCGACGAAACGCACUGGAUGGAAACUGCAUUGUCAAUCCGGCCAUGGACCCUCGGCGUGCCUGGGAUCUGUACAGUAAUCGAGUCGUGCCGACGUGGAUCGCCCGAUCAGAUUGUUCAUGUCCCAUAUCACAUGCUUGGGUGGAUGAUGGGGAUCGCGUGGAUGUGUGGACGCCCAUCAACGGACACGAAUGGCCCGUGCCCAUCCCAAGCGUAACGAACCUCAACCUCAUCCGCAUCGAGAUGCUGAAUCUAGGCAGGGAGUACGUGUGGUUGGAUGUACUCUGUUUGAGGCAGAAAGGGGGGCUGCGGGAAGAUCUGCGUGCAGAGGAGUGGUUGCUGGAUGUGCCCACCAUCGGGUAUGUGUAU